This is a messenger RNA of Periconia digitata, 1833 nucleotides long. NCBI's taxonomy places the organism in Eukaryota, Fungi, Ascomycota, Dothideomycetes, Pleosporales, Periconiaceae. The record is from the annotation of a GenBank genome assembly.
CAGCAUCGUCAGUUUCCUGAAGUUUCAAUGAACGAUCUUUCGGGCCAACCCAGAGCUUUAGCCUCGAAACUGCCCUUCUACUGGCCGAGACGUCUUCUACAUAUCUCGUCGCUGCGAGUUUAUGAGAAAAAUCGGGAAAACUGCUACAAUGGCAUUCGCGAACCACGCUAUGCAACUAUCUCCUAUACUUGGGGCAGAUUUGAAGUACCCCAAGAAGAGACUUUGAAGAUUGCCGGAAUUACCUGGAAGAUUCCGAGUGUCGAUCGUGAACACUUCACAGUUGGGCAUUUCGCAAGAACGAUCCGAGCCAUAGGCACUAUCAGCAAUGUCGAGUUCCUAUGGCUGGACGUAGCAUGCGUGAACAUGACAAGUGGUUCGGAUCUUGAUGCUGAAGAAAUCUCCAAACAAGGAGAUAUCUUCCGCGGCGCCUCCCAGAGUUUUAUUUGGCUUAGUGAGACGACUUCCGAGAUGUUGAGCACUACAUUAGAAAGAACAGCAGCUUUUGUAGAUACAUAUAGGCAUGAAAACCAUGCUUUAGAAGGAAACCACUGCCACCCACAGUCGUCAAGUCAGAUUUCGCCAAUCUUGGGACGGUUGCUAGCAGAUCCCUGGUUCAAGAGCCUCUGGACACUACAAGAAGCCAUGGCAAAUCCAAACGCUAUACUUUUGUCAGCCGAUGGUUCCCCAACUAUCUUACCUGCUGGGUGUAGCACCACUGGCGAUAGAGAGUCACAGAUCCGUUUGAAGGAAAGGGAUAUCUCUGCACCAUCGUGGGUUCUCCAUUCCCACGAGCUGCUACCUAUCAAAGGUGACGAAACCAGCACAUCUCGAACGGCUUAUGUAUCAUUACAUAGUUUAGCGUGCACUGCACAAUCUAUUCGGGACUUGGCCAAUUCGUUGCCAUACCGGCGGGUUACUGCUCCAAUCGAUGCAAUUCGUAGAACGAUCCAAGAGAGCGGUCUUCCUUCGCUCGCGACCUAUAACCUGCUGCAUCUGUGGAAAGUCGCGCAAACCAGAAACGCCAAAAGUGCAAACGAUCGACUAGAGUAUUUUCAUAGACAUGUCCUCGGUUUUCCACGUGUUUGUAGCACAUCAGGAACUGCAAAAGGCUCAAUUUCUCUGGACCCUUACGCAUUGUUCAACAGCUGCUUUCUAUACCAUUUUCCAGUGCUCAGUCAACUCUUCACGCGGAAGAAGCCUACGCGUACUCCAAACUCGUGGUAUUUCGAUUCAGACUGCGAUUUUCCCGAACUCGACUUACUUUUCACUUGCUUCCAAGAGUAUAGCCCGAUGGUCAUUACGAGGGAGGUUCACAACGCUGAAAAUCCGCGAGUCGCUUUUACAGGGCAGAUUUUGCCCUUCGGGAAAGUUUUAGACAUUCUGUUGGAUCGUUCUUCGGAGUCCAGUAAGCUACUGGGUAUAUCGUUCGAUUGUAGUCACAUCGAGUCCGCAGGCCGGAAAUCUUACAUCCCUGCCAUGAGUGCCCUCCCUACCCGACAGUUCGAUAUAGGCUUUCAAGGACAGACAUGGUCCAUCUCUUCCCAAGAUGCAUUGCAUUAUACUGCAGCGUUUCAAACCGCUGUGUCCGGAUUAGAACAGCAAAUACAGCUAUUGCUACUUGCCCGCGCGCCUGGACACACACGGUCUUCGUCGAAUUUGACAAUCGCGGCUAUAGUUGUGCCGAAGCAGAAUAAUAAUGAAUGGCAACGGUUGGGUUGGUGUGUCUGGAUCUAUGGCGACCGAGCACGCGACGAUCUAGAGAUUAUUCCAACAGGAAUGAUUAUCGGACCCCAAAAUACGGAUGCUAAGACUAUAGAUGGUAUAUUCGCAUGA